AUGAGUUGAUGUUAUCAAAUUUUCUUCUUUCAGGUUCGCAUAAAGAAAGCCUCAUCGUUGCCAGAGUCAUUGUCGCAUUUCGUUUUCUGUCAAUACUCGUUCUUCAACCACUCUGAGAUGCUCGUCGUAGCUCCUGUUUUCAAUCCACCUCAAACAUCCGAAUCGCAGAUUCAGCAAACCACAUUCGUUUUCGAUCAUGAGAAGGAUUUCAAAGUUAUAGUGACUGAGGAAUUUUUGGAAUACGUCCAAGACGAUGCUUUGUCGAUUGAGGUUUGGGGACAUCGAAACGGUGGUGUUUUAGAAAUGGGUGAACCGAGACUCGAUGCAGAGGAAAAAAACAAAUCGUUGCAAGCUCGGUGGUCCGAGGUCUCACGGCGGCUUGAGUUAUGGACGGAGUUCCGAGAGUUGAACGAGGCCGGGCAAUGGGUACCAGUAGAGGUUCGGCAGCAAGAUGACGUGGCUACUGGUGGAGUUCACCAACUUAGACAGGGACAACAAAGACGUCUCGUAGUGGGUUUGUCUGUUCCUCAGCACGGUGCUGGUCUACCACUUGGAAUUGAUGCUAUCACUAGUGUCAGCAUUGGCUGUGUAUGCGUUUGUGCCUCUAGUGAUCAGGCACUGGAUAGUUACCAAGAGGAAGAUCUUGAAAGAAUUCGCGCCCAAUGGACACUUGCACUGAAGAGCCGACAAAAAUACCUUGAACAACAACUAGAUUCGCUCCCUACAAAAUCCAAUAAAUGCGAAGCCGAGCUCGAACGUGAGCACUCGCUUAUGGGGCAGUGGGUUUCACUAACAGAAGAACGCACAGCAGUGUCGAUUCCUGCACCCAACUCUGAUAUACCUGGUGCUCCAUGUGAUUGGCAAGCGAUUUUUUAUGAGGUACUUAAUUCAUGUGUCAUAAAUUCAGCGCGACUCCAUUCUAGGAUCCCCCCACCUGGUGUAGAAGAACACGUCCCGGUGUUGUUCUUGGACUUAAAUUCUGAUGAUGUGACUGGAGAUAUGACGAGUGAAGAGAUUUCUCCUAAGAUUGCGGGUUUAAAUUCAUUUUUGCCUAUGGAGCAGAAUGGUGGUUUGUUGGUCAUGCUUCCAAUUAUAUGCUUUGAUGAGAAGGAGUUAACAGCAACUUGUUCAUGGGAUAGUUCAUUACAUAAUCAAACGGCAUUAAACGUUCCGUCAACGUCAAAUGAACGAGUUUACGCAAUCAUAAAGGUUAGCGUGCGACUCUCCCAUCCCUGUUCCAUGGAAAUUGUACUUCGCAAACGGGUUUGCCUCAAUAUUUACAAGAAAGCUAGUCUCACGGAUCGUAUUCGAAGGCGAAUUGUUGGAUCAGACAUCCUUAACCGUACUUCCGUAUACUAUGAUGUCGUGGCUCAUCUACCCAAGGUACGUGGAACAAGUUCCUCUCAUGAUAUGGAAGAACGAUCCUCUUUGGCUCUAAUGGCGGCACGUCAUACAGCUUCUUCAGAAGAAGAACAGUGUGUGGUUAACGAAGAUGGUCAUCAGUCAAAUGGGCACCUAAGUUAUAUUGAAGCGUACACGAAGUCAAUACAAACGGUUGAGUCGUUGCUCAAACUAGAUCGUCUACGGCAGGAAGUUGCUAUCACUAACGUUCUAAGCAGGUGGACAUGUCUCUUAAAUAGUUUAUAUAUCUAG
Angiostrongylus costaricensis is the source of this 1653-nucleotide messenger RNA. Lineage: Eukaryota; Metazoa; Nematoda; Chromadorea; Rhabditida; Metastrongylidae. The record is from the annotation of a GenBank genome assembly.